Molecule: messenger RNA, 1971 nt
Organism: Rhizophagus irregularis DAOM 181602=DAOM 197198
Lineage: Eukaryota; Fungi; Glomeromycota; Glomeromycetes; Glomerales; Glomeraceae
Source: RefSeq, a predicted model, not a curated record
AAAAAAUAAAAAUAUAUAUAUAAUAUAAAUUUAAAUAUAUAUAUAUAUUAUUAUAUAUUUCGAGGAAAUUUUCGGGCAUAAUAUAUAUUUUUUCUUAAUUUUUAAUGAUAAAAUAUUAAUUAUGGUAGAAAUAAACGAAAAUAAUGUAAAUAUUAAAGAAAAUAGAACGGAAAUGACUACGAAGGAAGAAGAAACUAUGGAUAAAAAAGUAGUGGAGGACGUUUCUAUUAAGAAUAAUAAUAAUGAACCUUCAACAACGACAAUGACUACAACAACGACAACAACAACAAAGUCAACAACAGAAGUGGAUAAUAUUUCACAUAGUAUAUCAAUAUAUGAUGAAAAAAAUAAUUUAUCAAUUAAAAGGAUAAUACAAAUUAUAGGAAAAGGACAUUCUAAAAAAAACAAUAAUGUGGCCGAAAAUUCAAAAAUUCAAAAUAAUGAUAAUGAUAAUUUAUUAAUUCAUGAAUUUGACGCAACAACAGAAGAUCCUUUUACUCUUGAAUCAUUUGAUACUCUUAUACAACAACAUUCUGAAAAAGAUAAAGAUUUUAUUAUUGCAAGAGUAACAACUGUUGACCCUACCGAUGAAUUAAAAUCUUAUCAUUCAUAUUAUUCUGGUCAUCAUAUUAAUAAAGUAUUAUUCAGAACUCAACCUGAUCAAGGUUUAUUACAUCGUAUGAAAGCUAAAAAUCCAUUAAAUAAUAUGAAUAUAAUUGGAGAUGUACAUUAUUACGUCGUUAAAGCGUCAAGCGUAAAGAAAUUACCAACAUUUACAAAAUCAUCUUCAAUGUCGACUACAUCAAAAAAAACAUUACGAGUUAAUGGAGAAUCAACAAUAAUGGCAACUUCAUCGCUUGAUAAAGUUGAAAAAGGUGUUACAAAAAUUAAUAUUGAUAAUAUUGAUGAUAUAAGGUCAAAUUCAAAUAAAUUACGUUCAGCUCCACCAUCAAUAUGGAAUUUUGAACGUAAUGAUGAUGAUGAUGAUGAAAAGUUUGCCAUUGAAAUGGAAUCAACUUCAAAUAAUAAGAGAUGGUCUGCUGAUGAUUCUUUAAAACCUCUUCCAAAAGCUAUUACUGCCAAUCAUAAUUCUUCAACUUCUGGUGCUGAUGAAAAUUUUGAAAGAUUAUUAACAAAUUUUAAAUUACAAACUUUUAAUAAUCAUGAUGAUAAUGAAAAUAAUAGUCAUUCAAGUAAAAUUAUUAUACCACCUUUAGUAAAUAAUGAAAUUUCCGUUUCAAUUUCACAUAAUGAUUUAAAAGAACAACAAAUUGACUCCCCAAUCACAUUAACACAAUCACCAACGAAGGAUUCGCAUUCAAUAUCAAUAAAUGAAGAAGAAGGAGUUGAAGAUGGUACAAUUUAUUAUAAGGCAAAAUUUUACGCGACUGAUGAUGAUUUCUUAAUGCAUUCCGUAAUACGACAUUUUUUUAAAGCAAACGCAUUGGAACCAAUGGACGCACAAUUAUUCACAAUAAAUACUUCAUCACAUAAUAAUCCUAAUGUGAAUGUAACUCCAAGUGCACGACUUGAAAGAAUAGUAACAGGUCAUGAAACGUAUUUAUUAGAUCCUAUGGUUAUUGGUAAUAUGCGACCUCCUGUAGCAAGAAGUAUAGAUUCGAAUGAAUUAAACGCUGUUCCGACUUCAAGAUGGCGGAGAGCAUUAAAUAAUAUGAGAAUGAAUAAAGGUUUAAGAUGGUUGGUACUAAUGUAUAUGAUAUUUGGAUUUUUAUUAAUUAGAUUUGUAGUUGCUGAAACUUAUGCUUAUUUAAUGGCUUUUCUUCUGAUGUUGUGCUUGUUUCUUGUAUUUUGUGUCGGAAGUGGUGUUGGAAUUUGGGGAAGAUAAUGAGUUUGUUUUGUUCUUUGAUAAUUUAUUUAUUUUUAUUUAUUUCUCUAAUCAACUUUUUUUAAUUUUGUUAUUUUUGUAACAUUUAAUUUAACUGCAUCGAUAAAAAAAAAAAAAAUUACUUU